Molecule: messenger RNA, 2829 nt
Organism: Huiozyma naganishii CBS 8797
Lineage: Eukaryota; Fungi; Ascomycota; Saccharomycetes; Saccharomycetales; Saccharomycetaceae
Gene: ROT2
Product: glucan 1,3-alpha-glucosidase ROT2
Exons: 1
Coding region: 1-2829 (942 amino acids)
Biological process (GO): carbohydrate metabolic process; N-glycan processing
Cellular component (GO): glucosidase II complex
Molecular function (GO): alpha-glucosidase activity; carbohydrate binding
Source: RefSeq, a predicted model, not a curated record
AUGAUGGUUAGAAGUGUACGUAUGCACGUGUGGGUUGUACUCGUGCUGGCAUUGCCAGUGGCACACGCGUUCGCGGAUUAUCUUCUAAAGACUUGCUCGCAAGCCUCUUUCUGUCAAAGGAAUAGACUCUACGCGCAGAAUAUCGCUUCGUCCCCAGCGUCGUUCUACUCAGUGGACACUGAGUCCGUGCAGUUUAGGGACAACGUGUUGUGGGCGGAUGUAGUGAAACACGUACCAAGAACUGAUAUCGACGAUAUUAAAGUUCGACUACCAUUGCGAAUCAGUUUCAUCGCAGAGUCCGCCAUCAGGUUCACGAUCAACGAGGACCGGUACGAGCAAGGUUGUAAGAACAGUGGGCUUGUGCAGUGCGAACGGUUUAACGGUACUUGGGAUUGGGCAGUCGACGGGAAGCACAUUGCGGAGACACCUUUGAAUCUCUCUCACCGCCUCAAGACCACCAAUAAAUGGUCGUUUAGUAAGACCCAGGGUGGGUCUGUAAUGUCGCUGGCCAAUGACCACGGCGUUAAAGUUGAUUUACAGAUGGAUAGGUUCCACAUGCAAGUGUACAGGGACAAUGUCUUGCAAAUGUCCAUCAACGACAGAGAUCUGUUCAAUUGGGAACACUACAGAACCAUAGAGGAAAACUUCCAUAACGUGAACCCACAGGAAUCCACUUUCAACAUGUUCAAAGACGAUUUUAGUUACUCGCAGGACGAUGACAUGCCCAUGGGACCAGAAUCCGUGGCCAUGGAUUUCACCUUCCACAACGUCCAAAACGUGUAUGGGAUCCCAGAACACGCAGACUCGUUGAGACUAAGGGACACCACUGGGUCAGAACCGUAUCGGUUGUUCAACGUGGACGUGUUUGAAUACAACUUGCAGUCAAAGAUGCCCAUGUACGGCGCAAUCCCACUGAUGAUUGGUGCCUCCGCAUCCGACGUGCCCACCGCCAUGGGCAUCUUUUGGUUGAAUGCAGCGGACACCUGGAUCGAUAUCAAUUACAAGAAACAGGAUACAACGACGCAUUGGAUGUCAGAGAAUGGGGUCAUGGACGUGGUCAUGUUUUUUGGCGACACGGCAAACGACGUGACGAAACAGUACACGGAAUUGACAGGAAACCCGACUCUACCGCUGAUGAGCUCCAUUGGCUACCACCAGUGUCGGUGGAACUAUAACGAUGAGUUGGACGUAUUGACAGUAGAGGACUCCAUGGACAAAAACCAGUUCCCAUUCGACUUUAUCUGGUUGGAUUUAGACUACACUGAUAAGAAGCAAUACUUCACUUGGAAUGCAGACUCGUUCCCCAACCCGAGAAGGAUGUUGAAUAAGCUUGCCCGGUUGGGAAGGAAUCUCGCCAUUUUGAUUGACCCGCAUCUCAUGGAUGGGUACGAGGUCAGCGAUAUAAUCAAACGCGAAGAAGUCGAGGUGAAGAAGAACGAUAAUUACACUUUUUUCGGCCAGUGUUGGCCAGGUAGAUCCAUCUGGAUAGAUACAAUGGCUCAGGCUGGCCGUACUGUUUGGGCUAAGCUCUUCCACGAUUUCGUGAACAAAUAUGCGUCCCCCAUUGCCAAUAACCUUCACAUUUGGAAUGACAUGAACGAACCUUCUAUCUUCUCGGGACCUGAAACCACAGCACCAAAGGACCUGCUGCACGACGGCGGAUUUGAGGAGAGAUCCAUCCACAAUGUUUACGGGCUUUCCGUCCACGAAACGACAUACGAUUCCAUGAGGGAGGCUUACAACAACAAUACAAGACCAUUCAUCCUGACAAGAGCAUUCUUUGCUGGAUCUCAAAGGUCUGCCGCCACUUGGACCGGUGACAACAUGGCAACUUGGGAGUAUUUGCAAAUUUCAAUCCCCAUGGUGCUAACAAACAACAUCGCAGGUAUGCCCUUCAUUGGUGCCGAUAUUGCAGGGUUUGCUGGAGACCCAGAGGAGGAACUGCUUAUCAGGUGGUACCAAGCUGGUCUUUGGUACCCAUUCUUCAGGGCACAUGCCCACAUCGACACCAAGAGAAGAGAACCGUAUCUUUUUGAGGAGCCAACGAAAUCGCUGGUGCGUGACUCGAUCAGAUUACGGUACGCUUUACUACCCGUGUUUUACACUGCCUUCCAUGAGGCAAGUGUUAGCGGCACUCCCAUUUUGAAACCGAUGUUUUAUGAGAAACCACAACACCAGGAACUGUAUGACAUCGAUAAUCAAUUUUAUCUCGGUGAUUCAGGUAUUGUGGUGAAGCCCGUACUACACCCUGGUGUUUCGAAAACUUCGAUGCUCUUGGCACCCGGUAUUUACUACGAUUUGACGACUUUUGAGACGCUAUACGUGAGUGGUCAGGAUGCUAAAUCUGUGGAGGUUGACGCUCCACUGCACAAACUACCAGCUUACAUCGAGGGUGGUAAUAUUUUGACCACCAGAGAGAGAUACAGAAGAAGUUCGUCCACAAUGAGGCAUGACCCUUACGUUUUGCUUAUUGCACCUGCCAUCAAUGGUUUCGCACAAGGUGAUUUCUACGUUGACGAUGGUGAAUCGUUUCAAUACGAGCAAGGAGAGUAUUUGACCGCACAAUUCAAGUUAGAGAACAACAUCUUAUUUGGUGUGCCCACUCAUGUGCCAGCGAAUGUUUCCUCUGUCGGGAGCACGCUGAUUGAGAAAAUCGUGAUUCCAGUGUCAGACUCAGAUGUGAAGAUUGGGCCCACUGUCAAAAUUACGCAAGACUCUGUAGAGAGGACUGUAGACGCGAAGAAGCUCGUUUCGGAUGGCGUAGCCAAGCUGGUUAUUGAAAAUUCACUUGUUUCUAUCGACAAACACUGGCAGAUCAAUCUUGUGUAA